Molecule: messenger RNA, 1691 nt
Organism: Vitrella brassicaformis
Lineage: Eukaryota; Vitrellaceae
Source: the annotation of a GenBank genome assembly
CGAAGUUGUACGCUUGCUGCUUGAAGAUGAACGGGCCAGCGAAGAAGAUAGGUACUGAAAGAAGGAGCAAAGCAGCACUCACUCAUCACAUGCGUUCAUCACACUUCAAUCGUAUGUGUGAUGUGAUUGUGAUGGCUGCCGCAUUCAGGGUUCAUCGGUGCGGGUCAGAUGGCGACUGCCCUGGCGAAGGGCUUUGUUGCGGCCGGCUGCUGCAGCGUGGACCAGAUGCUGCUCUCAGAUGCCUUCGCGACGAUGAGGGACAAGGCAAAGGCCAACGGGUUCAGCGCCACUGCGAGCAACACCGAGGUGAGCAUGGCUGACAGAUCCAGCAGACACAGGACGCUCAGAUCUGUGCGUUAAUGGGUGCAGGUGGUGAACUUCGCUGACGUGGUGUUCGUGUCGGUCAAGCCCCACAUCGUGCAGCAGAUCCUGCCAGACAUCAAGGUGGUACAGGACAGGCACACCCUCCCCCCGCCCUCCACACAAACGCGUCCAUUGCCGCCUGCCUUGUCGGCAAUUUGCUGGGUGUCCAACCAACCAGGCUCACUGGACGAGCGACAAGAUCCUGGUGUCCAUCGCUGCAGGCGUCAAGAUCGACGCCUACCAGAAGGUCCUCGGCGCCGACACAAAGAUCAUCCGCGUCAUGCCCAACACGCCGUGUCUGAUCGGCAAGAGCGCCGCGGGAUACGCACUAUCGACGUGAGGGAGGCCGUGAGUCAAUCAGUGGAUCGACAAGCCAGAGAGGAGGGAGGGAGGGAGCAUCGGCACACACCAACACGUGUGAUUCUGAUGGAUGGUGUGUGUCUGCAGGGGUGUGCAGGAGGAGGAUGGGCAAUACGUCGAGAAGCUCCUGAAGAGCGUGGGGGUGGCAUAUCCGGUGGGGGGCUGGCUGGCUGGGUGGGCUGCAUGCCGCAUGCAGACACGCCUACGCCAAGGAUGUUUAGAGUGCAUCUCUGUUCGAUGUUGCUUGCUGCGCUGCAGGUGCCGGAGAACCUGUUGGAUGCCGUGACUGGCGUGAGUGGGUCAGGUCCUGCAUUCGUCUACACUUUCAUCGAGGCCAUGUCAGACGCAGGCGUCAAAGGGUCAGUGAAGGAGGGUAGUCCACGACCGGCCGACCAGAUGACAACCAUACGUUGUCUCCCAUCCUCUCUCUCGUGUGCCUGCAGUGGACUCCCGCGAGCAGUGGCGUCAGGCCUGGCAGCACAAACCGUUCUUGGCGCAGCAGCAAUGGUCAGACAACACUCGACGGAAAGAAACUCUCGAGGCAAAUUGACUUACUCACUCUGGUCUCUUUGUGUGUUGUGCAGGUGUUGGAGACGGGUACCCAUCCGGCUGUGCUGAGGGAGCAGGUGACGUCGCCUGGCGGGACGACCAUCGCUGGCGUGGCGGCAUUGGAGGAGAACGGUAUGAGGCAUGCAGUGAUAUCUGCAAUUGAUGCCGCCAGACUCAGGGCCACUGAGCUCUCAAAACAGUGACAUCCUGGACGGGACGGGGGUGGUGUUUAGUGGGGGGCGGGUGUUUGCAGUGAGUGCGCGUGUGUGAGUCUUUUGCCGUCUCUCCGUCUUUUGCCGACUCUUCUCCUCAGUCUUUUUCGGGUGUUUGAGACGGAGAGAGAGAGAGAGUUUGUUGGCUGCAUAUUUCUGAAUGCGACGCGACGACUGAGCAAAAAAAUGUCCAUUGAGAUAUCGGAG